AUGGAUUUAGUCAACAAUGGUAAUAGGAUGCCCAUCCGACCGGUGGCCCUAUUGCUGCUCGGGUACUUGAUGCAAAUUGUUAAAGCCGCUGAUGCGAAGGACAUAGGAAGUCAAUCUCUAGUAGAAAUGCUUGGUUGUAUGUCUAAUAGACAAGAAAUACACGCGGCGUUGGGGAUAAUAUCACUGAUUUGCCUCAUUAUCGCAAUGGUCGCAUCGUUAUUCCCUAGUAAUUUUAAUAAGCCUCAUUCUGUUGUAAUCACAUACGCUUCGUCUGUCCUUUGUUGCAUUUUCUUAAUCGCAUUUACCGUGUGCGGUUGCUACUUUCAUCACUCGGAUGGACCUGUAACGCUGUGCCAGAAGUUGUGCCUCUGCCUCGGCAUAUUGCUGUUCAUAGGCGGUCUGGUAUUGUUUGUGUUGGCAAUUUUUGGAUGCACACAGUGGGAAGAAGAAAAUGCGUUCUUUGCAAAAUGGGUUUUCCUCUCCUUUUGCUCCAUAUUUCUCGUAGCAUUCAUUUUCGCUGCCUGCCGACAAUGGGAUUCUAGGAUGCCAUUCACUGUGUGCCAUAUAAUAUUCAUCACACUUAGCGUAUCGUUAGUUGUGUCUUUGACGAUGCCACUCGUCUGUAUAAUGGGUCUAAAGGCCCUUCUUGCCUUCAUACUUCGCUCUACCAGCUCAGUCACAAGAUGGUGGAAAAGAAUAUAUCCAAGCACUGUAUGA
Babesia sp. Xinjiang is the source of this 717-nucleotide messenger RNA. RefSeq lists its product as uncharacterized. The transcript has a single exon. Bases 1 to 717 code for a protein of 238 amino acids. NCBI's taxonomy places the organism in Eukaryota, Apicomplexa, Aconoidasida, Piroplasmida, Babesiidae. The record is from RefSeq and is a predicted model, not a curated record.